AUGAAACUCAGAUCAUUUUUAACACCAAUUCUUAUCCGAACGAUGGCCUCAAAGAGGGUGAUCGUCGAUUGUGAUCCGGGAAUUGAUGAUGCUCUUGCGAUUCAAUAUCUUUUGCCAAGGAAUCUCAAAUCAUCUGUUGAAAUUGUCGCUCUAACGAUCGUUGAUGGAAACGUCAAAACUCAUCAAGGCGCUGCAAAUGCUCUUAGAAUCUUGAAGAGUAACAAUCUUGAGAGUAUUCCACCGAUUUAUCUCGGCGCCGAUUUUCCGGAAGAAAGUGAUGGAUGGUAUGGUGAAGAUGGUCUUGGAAAUCAACAAGGACUCGAGCCGAGAAUCUCGGGUAAUGAUGUUGAAAAGGGCGACUUUUUAGAGAUUGACAUGGGCAAAUCAGCGGGGCAAGCGAUUGUUGAUCUUACUCUUGAACACGAUGAUAUCACAAUUUUGUCCCUUGGGCCGCUGACCAACAUCGCUCAAGCUCUCAAACUGGACCCAAGUCUUCCUGAGCGCGUAAAUGAGUGGACAGUCAUGGGAGGAAAUUUGUAUGGAGCUGGAAAUGCUCCGGGACAGGCAGCAGAGUACAACUUUUGGUUCGACUAUUAUUCUGCAGAGAAAGUGAUAUCAAGCUUUCUUCCUCAUUUGACGCCAACGAUCGUGACCCUAGAACUCGCACGACAAUUUCCCUUCCCGAUUUCUUUCUGGCACGAUAUGGAUGAGUCAUUUAUAAAAUCCGUCUCAAAAUAUGAUGCAGAGCGAUACUUUGGAGAGUUUCACCCUCGAUGCCAGUUCGACAACGGCCCUGGUUGGAGAAUUUAUGAUUUGCUCGCCGCUCUUUGUCACACAAAUCCGGAAAUCAUUACUGAGGCUUGGGAGCAUUCUGUCGGAGUGGAGACAGAAGGAAAGCACACGAAAGGGCUGCUUGUAAUCGACCGAUAUUCGAUUGGUGAUGGCAUUUUCGACUAUGAAGGCAAAGCAAAGCUACCAACUACUGUUGAUAUAGCGAAAAUAUUGAGACUUCCUGGAAUACAGGCAUUCGAAAAAUAA
Oikopleura dioica is the source of this 1038-nucleotide messenger RNA. The record is from the annotation of a GenBank genome assembly. NCBI's taxonomy places the organism in Eukaryota, Metazoa, Chordata, Appendicularia, Copelata, Oikopleuridae.